AGGAGCGACACAAAAAAAAAAAGUAUAUAAAACGGAGGAUUCGGCAACAAAAAAGUAGCGUCUUCUUUUUCCUUAUCUCUUCUUUUUUCUUUAUUUCCUUGUUCAGUUUAUCAGAAUAUAAAAACAGUUAUCGGUUACUCAAAGCAUUGGAAUGCACCGAUCAGUAGCAUAUCUGCCUCGUACUACCCUCCGACAUUGUUUGCGCCAGAUACCAUCUCCACCGCAACAACCACCACCACAACCACAACAACUACUACCUAUUCCAUCCUUCACCAGCCCCUCCGCUAACUGCUACGCUCGCUUCCAACGUGCGUACUACUCAUCCACUGGCUCUCGCGCUUCUUCUUCUUCUUCUUCCACCCACUUCUCCUCACCCGCCUCAUCACCGCGUGCAUUCAAGACCGGCAUCGCUGCUGCCACCGCGCUUGUCUCUGGAUCUCUCUUUUACCACUAUUGCUGGAACAAGGAUCGUCCACUUAUCAACGUCUGCUAUGCCGAAGCAGAAAACAAGCUCUCCAUCCUUCCCAUAUCCGCCUUCAGCUCAUCCACACCCUCUGGAACGAUAGCCGAACUGGCCGAUGACGAGAGUCGUGUGGCCAUGCGGGCCAAGUCAAGCGAAGAGUUGAUGCUCGCAUUACUCGUCUACAGUCUCUGCUCUGUCCCCAUCUUUGUUGAUAUGGCGCCCCACAUCAUUAAUGCUGCAGAAGCAUUGCAUCUCCAGGGACCUUUGUUCUGGCUCAUCAAACGUACGGUGUUUCAACAUUUCUGUGGCGGUGAAACCCCAGACGAAUGUGCCCACUGCAUGGAGCGCUUGGCCCAGUCUGGGAUCAAUGUGAUUCUCGACUUGAGCAUCGAAGCCGAUCUGCAUCUGGACGCCAAAACGCCACCCAAAACGCAAGGCUAUUACCCGCAUUUAGAGCAUCGCGCCGAUGUCACGGUUGAGAUGAUCAAGGAAUGUUUGCGGACAGCCGCCAAAGGCCGUGAGCUGUGCGGCGAUACGUUUGGCGCUUUUGCUGCGGUGAAAAUCACCGCAUUCGCACCGCCAGAGCUCUUGUUGCGCGUGAAUCAAGUGCUUGUACAGAUGGAGCAGGCAUUCGAUGCCUGGCAGCGUGGCGACGGUACGAUCGAUAGCGAAGGCUUGGAACAGAUUGUUCAUUACGUGCUACCUCCAGCAGGCUCGCCAGCGCAAGAAAAGAAACGCCAGGAAAUUCUGUCUCGAAUCGACGCGCUGGACCGCAUUGAAGCAACCAAGCUAUUCGAUUUGCAAGGCAAAGACCGCAAUGUAUGGUGGUCAACCGAAGAACUGCAUCGUGAGAACACACCGCUCACUUUUGAAGAACUUCAAGCCUACGAUCGCAUGGUGAACCGCUUGGAUCAGGUUUGUCGAAUGGCUCAUGAUAAACAUGUCGGCAUCAUGGUUGAUGCUGAACAGUCGUAUUUCCAAGAAGCUAUCGAUCACGUAGCCAUGAAUCUCCAGCAAAAGUACAAUCGUCGCGAUGAUCGUGAGCAUACGCCAACUGUAUACAAUACAUAUCAAAUGUACACCAAGGCUGCUCAAAAGAAACUCGAACGAGAUGUUGAACGCGCCAAGCGAGAAAACUUUGGGUUUGCUGCUAAGCUCGUCCGUGGAGCCUACAUGGUCAUGGAGCGAAAGCGAGCUGCCCAACUCGGUUAUCCAUCUCCGAUCCACGACACGUUGGAAGAUACCCACGACUCGUACAACAACGGUGUCCGAUUCCUCCUCGACAAGCUCCGUGAGCGUCAAGAAGCUACUGGCGAGCCUCUUGCCUCGACCACUGCACCUGUGGUCUUUAUGAUUGCCAGCCACAACCGCGAGUCAGUAAAGCUGACGGUCAAGGAGAUGGAACGCCACAAUGUGUUGCCUCGCUCCGGUGUUGUCCACUUUGGCCAACUCUACGGCAUGCAAGAUCAACUUUCAUACACGUUGGGCAAGAACGGAUACUCAACCUACAAGUAUUUGCCCUAUGGCAAGAUUGAUGAAGUAAUGCCUUACUUGCUGCGCCGUGCUCAAGAAAACUCAACCAUGCUUGGCGGAGUCAAUAAGGAACUGACGUUGAUCUGGCAAGAACUCAAGGACCGUUGGUCUGGUAAUCGAGGCGUGGUGGUUCGUCCCAAGGCCAUCGCCGGUUCUCAAACUACGGCUGCGCCUGAUACUGGAGCCGCUACCACUGAAGUUGAUGUGGCUACUGAAUCUACUGCCAAUACCGUUUAGAAAGAGAAUGAUGGAGCCCCCCGUACCGUUGUUUUCCUUUUCCCCCCCAAGGGAAUUCGUCAUUAGAGAAAACGUUUCUAGUUACUUUUAAAUUAUCGCCAUCAACUGAGAUCUUUUUUUUUCCCAGUUCUAAUCCUUUGUAUGAUGUAUUCCUCUUAUUUCCCCUCAUUCCCCUUCCUUUGAUGAUCUCCUGCUACCUUGGGAAUGGGUUGCCUUCUCGUCCUUGUUUCUUUGUAAAUAUUUUUCUUUUUAAAAAAUCUCAUAUAAAUAAAAAAAAAAAGCCUGUUGUUUUCUCAUCAUCA
Messenger RNA from Zychaea mexicana, 2535 nucleotides. Its product is annotated as FAD-linked oxidoreductase-like protein. Gene Ontology annotation, molecular function: proline dehydrogenase activity; FAD binding. Lineage: Eukaryota; Fungi; Mucoromycota; Mucoromycetes; Mucorales; Lichtheimiaceae. Gene Ontology annotation, cellular component: mitochondrion. The record is from RefSeq and is a predicted model, not a curated record. The transcript is spliced from 3 exons. The coding region runs from base 152 to 2233 and encodes 693 amino acids.